AUGAAAGACCUCGCUGCGCUGAAAGCUGCGAAACGAGCCGCUGAAGCUGCCGCAAAAAAAAAACGCGAAGAAGAUCUUGCUCGAGAAAAUGAAGAGUUUGCGAACAUUGCCGGCGGUGCAGCAGAUCCAGCAGAAGUUUAUCGUAUAAUGGCAAAACGACACGCACGAGAAAUGGAAGAUUUAGAACAAGCAUUUUUCAGAGACCAAGAAAUGGCAAAACUUGAGAAACAGAACAAAAUUAGAGAAGAGCGCAUGAAACUUCGCGAAAACAUAACUGAUCCAGAAGAACUGGCUAAAUUCGACGCUGAAACUGAACGGCUUCUUGCAGAAGCAGCAAAGAUGACACCAGAAGAUCAACUUGAGCUGAUUAGACGCAAAAAUGAACUGAAAGAACGGCAAAUGAAGGAGGUUCAAGAUGCGCUAGAAAAACUAUCACCUGAGUAUGCAAUGAAACUUGAUGCAGAACGAAAAGCGCAGCAAAAAGCUGAAAUGGAAAAAGCCUCAAGAGAGGAAGCAGCAAAGGCAAUGGCUCUUGAGAUCGAACGGCAGAAGAAAGAAAAGCUCAGACGGCUCGAACAGCUUGAGGCGGAGCAACGCAGAAAGGACGAAGAAAUGGCGAAAAAGGCGCAAGAAGAAGCUGCUGCGGAACGCGCAAAAUUAGAAAAACGAAAAGCGAUGGAGGAAAAGCGACUUGAGCAGAAAACUCAAUCAAAGAUCCGAGAAGCCGCUUCUGACGAAGACGUUGAUCAGCUUAUGGCCGAUCUCAAUGCUCAGAAAGACAUUCUCAACGCCAAGUACGCCAACCGACACGCUGCUCAUCGAAAACAAAUCGAAGAGCGUCUCCGAGCUCGACAAGUCAAAAAUGCCCAGAAAGCACAGCUUGAAGCCGAGUUAUCCGAUCUCAACCAACUUGACUUUUCUCUUCCUACAGAAGAAGAGCUUCGUGAGCAAGUUCUACAGCUUGACGUCAGCGAGUAUGCAGCGAACCCUCUCGCGAUUUUGAAAGAGUUGCCUGUUAUGAAGAGCAUUCAAGAGUUUGAAAAGCGAAUUGCCGAGCAAAUGACGCUAGAUGCAAAUAAACCGGUGAAAGGCUCAAUCGGAAUGCCGUUUAUCGACGUCUUCGACAUCGAAAAUCCAACAAAUGGAGAAUUGAGCGUCAUUGAAAAGUGCCCUGAAGAGCUCAAGCCCAAUUUCGAAAUGGCAACGAGACUUAUGGACGAACUUUGCUCCCGUGUCAACGCUCAGAUUCCGACGCUUCUGAUCGCUGAAACGCUUCCACAUACAAAUUACAGCCAUAAUGUCUUCAGAAACUCCUAUUUCUUCGAUUCUAGAGCCAACCUCGGAUACAUCCACGUUUCAAGAAUGAGAGAACCAGGCCAACUUGCUCUUCUCAUCGCGCAUUUUGCCGCGCAUUUGAAAGUGAACGAGUUUACGAACGAUUCCGACCUCGGUUUCCUUUCCGCUUUCUUUGAAACUAUCCGAAUCUUGCUGCAUCUAUCUGCCAAGACGACAUCCAUGGAUCAUUCACGUGCCGCCGCGGAUCACGAUCUUCUGGAAUCACGAGUCUAUGGUCCUGCUUUGAGCUACCAGCCGAUCAAGGAUGGAAUUGUCAAUCUAAGAUACGACCGAAAGAAAGAGCUUGCUGUCGCUGAACAACCGUCAAGGGCAAUUAUGCAAAAUGGUCAGCCGACAAAAGCAACCAAAUCUCGUCACCGUGAUCAUCUAACUGAACUCGAAGGAGAAACCAAUCUCGAACUAGAGCAGCUUCGAAAAGGAAAAGCUCUUGCUUCAAAAGCUGGAGAAAAACAACUCGCGGAGGAACUGGAAAUUUUGAUUCAAGAGAAGAUCAAGAUGAUCGAAGGAAUUCACGACAAAGCUUAA
Oikopleura dioica is the source of this 1881-nucleotide messenger RNA. The record is from the annotation of a GenBank genome assembly. NCBI's taxonomy places the organism in Eukaryota, Metazoa, Chordata, Appendicularia, Copelata, Oikopleuridae.